ACGUCACAAAUAGUACGGUUAGUAUGAGUAUUCGAACUCAGCUCAGGUUUAGUGAAGAGAAUAAUUGGAGGACGGUCUCACACUCCAGUACAGUAGGUGGCGGUGUAAGCACCUUUCAGUUGGUCGCGACAAUACAAAUGUAAAUAAGUAAUAAGCGGAAGUGAGUAGUGAUCAAGAACAAUUUCCACGUUAGCGUUUUUAUUUUUUAGACAUUUAUUAACACCCUGAAACUCAAUGCGAUUCAUUUUAACUGCAAAACAACACGUACUUAACUCGGGUAGUCUUUAAUUCGCGUUUGGAGACGGGACUUGGUUGAUGUUUUCUAGGUAACGCCAGCUAGCUGCUAACGAUACUAGUAAACAAUGGCUAACGAUAUGGUUUUUCACACUCAAAUAGCCUCGAUUAUGGAGGUGCUAGCGAAUGCAGCCGUGGCAGAGAUCUGUAAACUCGUAGACGACGACUAUGCAGUGUUUCGUUUGGAAAUGUCUCAAAGCCAGAAAGAAAACAGGGGAUUGCGGAGGAAACUACAGCUACUGGAACUGAAGGUGUCACGGGAGCGCGCAGAGAGGACAAUACGCGAGCGCGUCCUCACCAGUCGUCCCAGUAGUGUCAAGAUCCUCGACCGAUACAGAGGAAUGGCAAGAGGCGAAGGACAUCUCACUGUAGGCCACAGGAGCAUUGUGAAGACAGCGGGACCCAAUGUGUGGAGAGAUGACCAACCCAUAGCUAUAGAUGAGGGGAUUGGAACCUCAACCCAGCAUGUUAUUGUGAUAGAGUCUGCAGAUUCAGAGGCUGCAGGUCCUGAAGGGUCGUCUCUGGUCAAGCAGGAGAGGACUGAAGGAGAGGACCCACGGCACAGCGGAGACACCCAAACUAGAGCAGUGGCUACAGUGGCACCACCUGAAGCCACGGUGGACCUCACCACCGCCAGCUCACCCCAGCCCAGGACCGGACGUAGCAUCACGGAGGAGGAGGAGGGUCCAGAGGUACUGCUGGUGAAGGAGGAGGGGUAUGAGGAGGGUCUGGGGAACCCUGAGGAGGAAAACCAGACGACACCUCCUCCUGAACCCACAAAGGACCCAGUUGAGCAGAACAGGACCACACACAGUCUCAAUGAGUCAGUAGACAUGGAGGAUGGGAAGCCUGAUCUGCUGAUAGUCAAAGAGGAGACAAUAGAAGAUGGACCAGAUAGCAUUGACCUGCUGAGUGGACUAAAGAUGGGGGAGCAAGGUGGUUGGCUGGAGGCUAACAGAGGAGACUGGGGGGCCAUCUUGGAUUCCCAGAAGGGUGCAGUCAAUAGCCCGGGGGACGACAUCACUGAGCAGGCCAGGACCAGAGGUGACAUAGUGGAGUCUGCAGUCCAUGAAGACCUGCUGAUAUCUGGUGUUGCUGGCAGGAGAGACUGGAUCUCUGAAGCGGCUGGUCACAAGCCCUGGCUCCUGAUCAGGACCCUGAAUCAGGAGCCAUCGAUCUUCCUUCCCGAGUCGGAACGGAGACGGGAUUGCGAGGGACCGAGACUCCACCAACACACAGAACACAACCAGUGGACAGGUGGACUGAACAACCUCAGUCCUGGUGGUCAUCAGAGAGACAGAGGCUCCAGUCAGGGAUCCAGUCCACAGCCCAGACCCUUCUCUUCACAGUCUCAGUGCAGGGAUGAAGCAGGACCUGGGGCUGAUAGAGAUAGACCCUCCUGUUCCUAUGAUACAAACACCACAAUAUCCAUAAUGAACAGAGCAGGUCACCCUGAGCUUCAGCCUUUACAGAGAGUGGUGGGAGACCCCCCGGGUGAUAGUCUAGCAGCAAGUCUGUCUUCACCUUCAGGGUCUUGUCUAAUGCCUGGUGACUGGGUUCAUAGAAGUCCUGGUUCUGGGUCUAGCCUUCCUCAGUUACCUCAUAGUUACCCCACCAAUACAGACAGGGUCAGGAUGGAUGUUCACCACAAGAGGUACCUAGCCUAUAACACAGCACACAAUCCCAACAACACCCAAACAAUGGCUAGAGGUCAAGGAGGGAGCUCAAAGACUAACCACCUGAGGGUGGUGGCUCCUGCUUCUGCCUCCUCUGGUGUCAUUGGGUCACAACAUGGGAGGCCGAGCAUUAGCACAGACGAAGACAAGCCAUACUCCUGCCCCACGUGUGGGAAGCGCUUUGCAAAGGCGACCUAUGUGAAGAAGCACCAAACCAUUCACAUCAAGGAGAGGCCCUUCAAGUGUAAGCUGUGUUACAAGAGCUUCUCAUUCCUGAGUUAUCUUAUCAGACAUAGGAGUGUCCACAACAGGGAGCAAUCAUAGCAUUGGGUCUUGAGAUAUCUGGAAACUAUUAUUUAGCUGAAAUAUUAUAGUUAUCAUGUGAAAUGUCCUGGAGUUUUGGGGGGAUUACCAAGUCCCUCAGUUGAGCAUCUGGGUAAACUCUCAUGAUACAGACUUGUUGUUUGGUGUGCUGGCAUAGCCAAAACACUGUCAUGGUACUGAAGAGCAACACUAUACUCCCCCUAUGAAUUUGGUUUUGCCUAUGUUCUAUUCAUAAUAAAUAUGUCCCUCUUUUUUUAUAACACACACACACACACAAUCCGGUUGUACCUGUUACUUUAUUUACUAAAAAUAGGUUAUCAAAAUAUACCCUCUUUUUAUAACAAGUCAGGUGAGAUGAGAUGACCCAGAGGUCGCUUUCUUUGGGGAAGAGGUCCAAAAACAACCCCUUACUGUGCCCCUUUCCCCUAUAACCCUCCCGUGGCACUGGGUAGUAGGUAGGAGUUCUCCUUAAUCAGAUAUUUUUCAUCCUCCCGUCUAUCAUCUUCCAUAUCGUUUAUGUGUAUUAUUGUUAUGCAUCUCCAAUGGUUGUAGCAAACAUUGCCACUCAAUAAUUGAUUUCCCCAGCCACACAAGUCAUUGCCUGACAAAUCAAACAUGAAUUAUGCCGCUGCUCUAUCGUUCGCUACGUACUUCAGUCUGAGAAGGCCAUCAUUGAAGUCGUUUGUUUGUGACGUCUGUGACAGUCAAAAUGAGGGGUGUUUUACAAAACAGAAGUUGAAUAUUUACCUUACCGAGUUGAUGUAGAUGGAAUAAAGUCAUACUCUUUUCUACUCUAUUCUUACUAACACACUGUUCUUUCUAAACAAGUCUGCUCUCUGCUUGAAAGAUACUGUAGUUAUCAUGAAGAGGAUUUUAUUUGAUUAGGAUCCCCAUUAGCCGACACCAAUGGUGAACGUUAGUCUUACUGUGGUCCGACACGUAACGAAAAAGACAUUACAGACAAAAGACAAUUUACAUAUAUUUAAAAACAUUAACGUGUGCGUGCAUCUAUCAGUCACACACACGUUAGUACAUCCACACAACAAGUAGGUCACAUGGGGGAGAGGCGUUGUGUCGUGAGGUGUUGCUUUAUUUGUUUUUUGAUAGCCAGGUUUGCUGUUCACUUGCGCUAUAUGAAAUUGAAUGGAGUUCCGUGCAAUCAUGGCUCUGUAUAAUACAAUACAUUUCCUUGAAAUUGUUCUGGAUCUGGGAACUGUGAAAAGAACCGUGGUGGCAUGUCUGGUGGGGUAAGUGUGUGUGUCAGUGCUGUGUGUAAUUUUACUAUGCAAGCAAUUUGGAAUUUCCUUACACAUUGUUUGUUAUAAAAACAAGUGACGCAGUCAGUCUUUCCUCAACUCUUAGACAAGAGAGACUGGCAUGCAUAGUAUAGAUAUUAGUCCUCUGAUUACAAUGAAGAGCAAAAAGUUCCGCUCUGGGCCAGCCGCAGCUUAACUAGGUCCUUCUUUGCAGCACUUGACCAUAUAACCGGACAAUAAUCAAGAUAAGAUCAAACUAGAGCCUGCAGGACUUGCUUUGUGGAGUGUGGUGUCAAAUAAGGAAAACAUCUCUUUAUCACAGACUGAACUCUCUCCAUCUUUACAACCAUUGAAUCUAUAUUUUUUGACCAUGACAGUUUAAAAUCUAAGGUAACACCAAGUGUACUGAACAACAAUAU
This is a messenger RNA of Oncorhynchus tshawytscha (Chinook salmon), 3969 nucleotides long. Its product is annotated as zinc finger protein 583. The record is from RefSeq and is a predicted model, not a curated record. Lineage: Eukaryota; Metazoa; Chordata; Actinopteri; Salmoniformes; Salmonidae. The transcript is spliced from 7 exons. Gene Ontology annotation, molecular function: DNA-binding transcription factor activity, RNA polymerase II-specific; RNA polymerase II cis-regulatory region sequence-specific DNA binding. The coding region runs from base 363 to 2294 and encodes 643 amino acids. Gene Ontology annotation, cellular component: transcription regulator complex; nucleus; PcG protein complex. Gene Ontology annotation, biological process: regulation of transcription by RNA polymerase II.